AUGGCAGGAAACGCUUACGUUCUGGGGGUUGGCAUGAGUGCCUUCCUCAAACCCCGGAAACAGCGCUUUUACACCGAGCUCGCCUUUGAAGCCGGCGUCAAGGCCAUGCUAGACGCCCAUGUGACCUACGACGACGUCGAGGCUGGCGUUGCCUGCUUCUGCACAUUGCCGUCCUGCAGUGGACAACGGUGUUUCUACCAAUUUGGCAUGUCGGACAUCCCCAUCUACAACACAAACAACGCCUGUGCCACUGGCUCAACUGGACUUCACAUGGCCCGGAACUUUGUGAAGGGUGGUAUUUACGACUGUGUCCUGGUCGUUGGGUUUGAGCAGAUGAAGCCCGGUGCACUGGGUGGCGGCACUGUGGAUUUCCCAACGCCUCAAGAUCUCAGUUUGAAGUUGAUGAGCAAGACGAGAGGAGAUGCCCAGUCUCCGAAAAACCCGCAGAUGUUCGGCAAUGCCGGCAGAGAGUACAUGGAGAAGUAUGGCGCCUCUGCUGAAGACUUUGGCGAGAUCGCUCGAAUCUCGCACGAACACUCGUCGCGCAACCCCUACGCACAGUUCCGAGAUGUCUACACGCUCAAGCAAAUCAUGGACUCCCCCAUGAUCCACUACCCCAUCACCAAGCUCCAGUGCUCACCGACGUCAGACGGGGCCGCCGCCGCCGUGGUCGUGUCACAGCGAUUCCUCGACCAGCGACCCGAGCUUAAAUCGCACGCCAUCCUGAUCAAGGGACAGGCCCUCAGAACUGACACCCCGAACCUGUACAACGGUAGCGCGAUGGAGCUGGUCGGCUUCAGCACCGCAGGACGCGCCGCUAAGGCCGCGUACGCAGAAGCCGGCAUCGGCCCCAAGGACGUCAAAGUGUGCGAGCUGCACGACUGCUUCUCUACCAACGAGCUGAUUACGCUGGAAGGUCUGGGCUUCUGCGACGAGGGCAAGGCGCACCUGAUGGUGCGCAACGGCGACAUCACGUACGGCGGCAAGGGCCCGAUCAUCAACCCUUCCGGGGGCCUGAUCUCGAAGGGCCACCCCUUGGGCGCCACCGGUCUGGCGCAGUGUGCCGAAUUGACCUGGCAACUCCGCGGAUGGGCCAACAACGGCCGCCUGGUCAAGAAUACCCAGUACGCCCUGCAACACAACCUCGGCCUCGGCGGCGCCUGCGUGGUGACUGUGUAUACCCGUGCCGACGGCAAAGUCAACAGCGACCGUGCCGUGCGUGACGAGGAAAUCGCCGAACUCAGCGGCCUGGGCUACAACCCGGCCGUCGAGGCUAAAUGGGUCACGCCGGCCCAGGCGAAGAAGGUCCGAAGCAAGAAGGCUGAUUGUGACUAUGCGCUGGGCGAGACGUUCAGCAAGCUCGAGAAUGUCAGAUUGUAG
Messenger RNA from Fonsecaea erecta, 1380 nucleotides. RefSeq lists its product as hypothetical. The coding region runs from base 1 to 1380 and encodes 459 amino acids. Lineage: Eukaryota; Fungi; Ascomycota; Eurotiomycetes; Chaetothyriales; Herpotrichiellaceae. The record is from RefSeq and is a predicted model, not a curated record. Gene Ontology annotation, molecular function: acyltransferase activity, transferring groups other than amino-acyl groups. The transcript has 2 exons.